UCCAAAAUCCCAAGACAACCAAGAAUCAGAAAGCCCAACUUCCCAAAACUACCAAUACCACAAUACCUGCACCUGAAAUGGCCUCUCUUCUUCAUCUUCGUCAUCCACACUCUGUCUUUAAUCUCUCUUCUUCCUCUCCCACUCUACUCUUUCACCACUCUCCUCAUCACAUCCCUCUUAAACCCUCUCACUCCACCUCUAUCACCCUUAAACCCUUCCACUUCAGACCCCACACUGCCCCAUUUGCUCUCACUGACUCUGACUCCCCCAAGUCCCUCAGCCCCAACCCCGAAACCCCGCAAACCCUUCUCCAAGAACUUGCUGAUAGUUUUGCUCUUCCAUCGGAUUACUUUGCUCAACUUCCUCGUGAUCUUCGUUUAGAUCUGAAUGAUGCGGCUUUUGAUCUUUCAAGUGGGCCAGUGAUUGAUGAGUGUGGGCAAGAGCUGGGAGAGACUUUGUUAAAUCUAUCUCGAGCAUGGGAACAAGCUGAUACAUCAAGUUCCAGUACUUUAGUGAGCAAGCUCCCUUCAUUAGAAGGCUCUUUGACCGAUAAUGCCAAGACAGCAUUUGGCAAGCGAUUGGUAUCUGCUGGAAGAAGAUUUCAAUCCAUGGGGCAGUAUGGUCAAGGUGAACUACAAAGGAUUGCAAAAGCAAUGACUACGACUGGGAAGCUCCUGUGUGCAAGUUCAGUGUCUGCAGAGACCAAUGUACAACCAAAAGAAGAAACUAGGAUGCUGAAGUUUGGAGAACUUCAGGUUGCUUUAACAUCUGAUAAAGCCAACAUUGGGGCUGCAAUUGGUUUUGUUUUUGGGAUACUCUCAUGGCAACUAAGUCAGGGCGUCCAAAGCAUACCUGAGAGCUCAUUGCAGUAUGCAAAUGAUAAUGCUUUGCUUCUGGCUAAGUCUCUAAGGGGAGCUCUACUUGCAAUUUGCUACUCAUCAACAGCCUUGUCUGCCUUAGCUACUGUGGGGCUUAUUUUGCUUGCAAGAGAGCUCAAGUCAGGGGAAAAAUGAGCAUUUCACUGCUACUGUCUUGCUUGUAAGUGCUAAUGUGUUUGCAUAGCUUUAGUGUAUGAGUUCCAACAAUGGGGAUGACGUGAAGGAUCUGGAACCUGUAAAUGAUCUAAAAUGAUUUUUAAAUGUUCCAACUAUGUGGUUAAAGAACUGAAAUUGUAGCAUCCGCUUGAUUGAUUCAGUAAGUUAUCUGGAACUGUACCAGUUGAGCAUUUUAUUUGUGGGGGAAACUUUUUGUCUCCCUCCAUUGUGUCUCACAACUUGCAGGUUCUAUCCUGUUUUAAAUCACAAUUGUUAUGUUUCUCUA
This is a messenger RNA of Vitis riparia (riverbank grape), 1320 nucleotides long. RefSeq lists its product as uncharacterized. The record is from RefSeq and is a predicted model, not a curated record. Bases 78 to 1013 code for a protein of 311 amino acids. Lineage: Eukaryota; Viridiplantae; Streptophyta; Magnoliopsida; Vitales; Vitaceae. The transcript has 9 exons.